Molecule: messenger RNA, 812 nt
Organism: Papaver somniferum (opium poppy)
Lineage: Eukaryota; Viridiplantae; Streptophyta; Magnoliopsida; Ranunculales; Papaveraceae
Product: replication factor C subunit 3-like
Exons: 7
Coding region: 1-783 (260 amino acids)
Biological process (GO): DNA-templated DNA replication; DNA repair
Cellular component (GO): DNA replication factor C complex; nucleus
Molecular function (GO): DNA binding; DNA clamp loader activity
Source: RefSeq, a predicted model, not a curated record
AUGUUUGUACAUGCAGCAAUUAUUAUCCAUGAAGCAGACAAGUUAUCUAGAGAUGCACAGCUUUAUAUAAAAUGGCUAAUGGAAAGGAAUAAUCAAGGCUGCACCAAAGUCUUCUUUUGUUGCAGCGAAACUUCCAGACUUCAACAUCUAAGAUCUAUUUCUACUGUUAUUCAACUCUUUCCACCAUCAAACAAGGAGAUUGUUGAAGUGUUGAAGUUUAUAGCGGAAAAAGAAUGUAUCCAACUGCAAACCCAACUAGCCGAAAGAAUUGCAGAAAACUCUAAACAUAAUCUUCGACAAGCUAUUCGAUCUUUCGAAGCUACAUGGCACUUUUAUAAUGAGUUUACUGAAGACCAAGUGCUUUUAACUGGAUGGGAAGAAGAUGUGGCCAAUAUUGCUGAGAAAAUUAUUGAAGAGCAAAGCCCUAGGCAGUUGUAUAUCAUUCGUGGGAAGUUUCAAAAUCUUAUUGAUCAUAAUGUAUCUCCAGAUUUCAUUUUCACAAGCCUUGUUGGAGAACUAAAGAAACGUCUGAGCAAGGAAUUUCAUUCCAAAAUCGACGCCUUCUUUCUAGAAUAUAAAAUGGACAUUGGUGGAGUUUUGGAUGGUGAGAAAUCAUUAAUACUGUUACACAGUCGAUAUAAAGAAUCAAAGGGCAAGGGAAACAUUGAUCUUGGGAAGGAUGUACAGCAUUUCAUGAUGAUAGAAGAGUUUACAGCAAAGUUUAUGAGCUACUACAAGGCUUAUACGAACAAUAAGAAUUUGAAACUAAAAGAAAAGUUGUGAAAAUGCGAGUGAGUAAACAACGUCGAUCC